Molecule: messenger RNA, 756 nt
Organism: Clavispora lusitaniae ATCC 42720
Lineage: Eukaryota; Fungi; Ascomycota; Pichiomycetes; Serinales; Metschnikowiaceae
Gene: RKI1
Product: ribose-5-phosphate isomerase
Biological process (GO): D-ribose metabolic process; pentose-phosphate shunt, non-oxidative branch
Cellular component (GO): intracellular membrane-bounded organelle
Molecular function (GO): ribose-5-phosphate isomerase activity
Source: RefSeq, a predicted model, not a curated record
AUGCGGUCCUUCUUUCUUUCUUCCAUACGCCAGACCCGUCUGUUUUCCAUGACCUCGCUCGUAGAAAAAGCCAAAAGAGCCGCUGCCCACAGAGCAGUCGACGAGAACUUGUCUGCACACGCCAAAGUCGUUGGUGUCGGCUCUGGAUCCACCGUGGUGUAUGUCGCCGAAAGACUCGGCCAGUUGCCGCAAAAGGCGCUGUUUGUGUGUAUUCCCACCGGUUUCCAGUCGAAACAGUUGAUUAUCGACAACGGGCUCACCUUGGGCACCAUCGAACAGUUUCCCCAGAUUGACAUUGCCUUUGAUGGAGCCGACGAGGUGGAUGGGAAGUUGGGGUUGAUCAAGGGAGGCGGCGCCUGCUUGUUCCAGGAGAAGUUGGUGGCCACGGCUGCAGAAAAGUUUGUUGUCGUUGCCGACUACCGCAAGGAGUCGCGUGUGUUGGGCUCGCAGUGGACGAAAGGUGUUCCGAUCGAGAUUGUGCCCAACUCGUAUGCUAAGGUCACGCUUGACUUGAAGGCGCUAGGCGCCCGGACGGUGGUGUUGCGGCAAGGCGGCUCGGCCAAGGCCGGGCCUGUUGUGACCGACAACAACAACUUUUUGCUUGAUGCCGAUUUCGGCGACAUUUCGGACCCAGAGGCGUUGCAUGCCCAAAUCAAGAUGUUGGUGGGUGUGGUGGAGACUGGGCUUUUCACCGGCAUGGCCACGAAGGCCUACUUUGGCCAGGAAAACGGCGAGGUGUCGGUGUGGGAAGCAUGA